AUGUUACUCUUUCAGAGGAAAACAAGUCAUUGGAGAACGCUGGUGCGUUAUGGCAAACAGGACGCCCUCGAAUAUCUGCAAGCUCAAAACACAGAACCCCAACAACAUACAAUCAUGUCAGGGACUGGAAACAGGAAUUUCAGAUGGACAAGACCACCCCAGGGAUGGAUGAAGUGCAACUUUAAUGCCGGAAAUGCAAACUCGAAUGCAGGAUGGAUCAUACGAGAUAGUAAUGGUGUUUUUAAAGGAUGUGGUUAUGCACGGAAUGAUAAACCAACGUCAGCUUUGGAAGGAGAACUUCAGGCGCUAAUCGUAGCAAUGCAGAGCACGUGGAGGAGGGGUUACAGAAAGAUUAUAUUUGAAGGAGAUUGCAAACAAUUAGUGGACCUUAUGAAUAAGGAUUCAUUACAUUUUGGUCUCUACAAUUGGUUGGUGGAAGCCUGGUUUUGGAAAACGAAAUUUGAAGAAGCAAGGAUUGCCUGGGUCCCAAGGGAAGCAAAUAGAGUGGCUGAUAAAUUAGCUAAGCAAAAUAUACCUUCAUCUUCAAUGUUUACUUUUCUUUCUUUUCCUCCUUCUUGUAUUUCAGAUGUAUUACACAGUGACCAGGUCUCAUCAUUCUAA
Microthlaspi erraticum is the source of this 621-nucleotide messenger RNA. Lineage: Eukaryota; Viridiplantae; Streptophyta; Magnoliopsida; Brassicales; Brassicaceae. The record is from the annotation of a GenBank genome assembly.